Symbiodinium natans is the source of this 534-nucleotide messenger RNA. NCBI's taxonomy places the organism in Eukaryota, Dinophyceae, Suessiales, Symbiodiniaceae. The record is from the annotation of a GenBank genome assembly.
AUGGGCGGACCGCCGCUGCAGAUCGCCUGUCCGAGACGAUGGCUUCCUGGCUGCACGACAGCUUUGGCGCUGGCGGGGGCGAACAUGGACGUUUCCGUGGACUCGUCUAGCGGAGACGCAAUGGAGAAGGUGCCAGAAGACACACGGCAGGGUGCAGACCCCACCACAGAAGACUCGGAUGCAGUGGAGGAAGUCGCUCUGUGGACGCACGAGCGGGAGGAGGUGGCCGAGAGCCUCGGCCAGCUGUCGGCAGAGGUCUGGCAACAGCGGCUCGAUGAGGUGAAGGCGACCUUGCGAGGUGUGCCGGUUUGCACGUCGCCACAGUCUGCCGAGGCAGCUGUGUGCCCAUCUCUGGCAGUUGCCUACGCAGCACUGAGCUUCCUUUCUCUGGAGAGGAGGGUCGAUUUCUUCAAGAAUGAGGACUGGGACCUGUCCAGGCGUCUGGAGGUUCUGGAGAAGCAGAUGGUCGAGGUGCAGGGAAUGGCCCGAGCGCGGAGGGCGCUUGCCGGGGUCUUCUUGGACAAGUCCGGCUAG